UUCUGACUGAGUGGGAGGGAGGGAGUGGAGGCUGCCAGGGGAGCCGCUCAGGGCACAAGCAGGACAGAAAGACUUUAUAUUAAAUAAUUGGUGAAAAAGAAGAGCACUUCGCUUCUUUUUCUGGAGCCUGUGCUUGCCUCCCUACCCUUGUUGCCUAGUUUUUCUCCCCUAAUAUAUACAUGGAUCUCUUUAAUAUCUGCAACAUGCUCCAGACUUUACCUCAUGCUAUUUAAUUUCUAGCAGCCAGGACAUAAUUUACUGUAGGUUAAAUGAAGCAAGCAGCAAGAGAGCUGAGAAGCAGAGUCAUUGAACUCCUCCGUCUGCUUCCUCCGUUCUUCUUCUGCCUGUAGAAUAAAGAGAAUCCACACUCUUCUGUAGUAAGAAAAUCUCCUUUUAACAUUGAAUAGACAUACAUACCAAAAAGUAAUACAAAGACCUUCACAGAUGAAGUGUGAAAACUGCACCAAAAAGGAAUGUAGUAAAAAACAGAAAAAUGAUGACAAGCAAAAUACAUUGGUUGAUCCACUGAGCACAAAUGAUGAAAACGAGGAGAAAAAUGAAUUUCAUAAAUUGGCUGGUGCUAAAAUAUUCCUUAGUGACUGCCUAGCUUGUGACAACUGUGUGACAUCAGAGGAAGGUGUCAGGAUUUUCCAGCAGAAUCAGAAGGAAUUCUUUCGCAUACUCAACCUUAACAAGAAAUGUGAUACCUCAAAACACAAAGUGUUGGCAGUGUCUGUAUGCACUCAGUCAUUGCCUUAUUUUGCUGCUAAAUUCCGUCUCUGUGUAAACGAUGCAGCCAAGAGACUCUGUGGUUUCCUCAAAAGUCUUGGGGUGCAUUAUGUAUUUGACACCACUAUAGCUGCUGAUUUCAGUAUCCUGGAGAGCCAGAAGGAAUUUGUGCAGCGGUAUCGACAGCGGAACCAGGAGGAACAUGCCUUACCAAUGUUUGCGUCUGCUUGUCCUGGUUGGAUCCGGUAUGCUGAAAGGGUGCUUACCAACCCAGUGACUCCACACAUUUGCACUGCGAAGUCUCCGCAGCAGAUCAUGGGGUCCCUGGUGAAGGGUUACUUUGCCAGGCAACAGAACCUAUCUCCAGAUAAAAUUUUCCAUAUAAUCGUGGCUCCUUGCUAUGACAAAAAAUUAGAAGCACUACGGGAAGAUUUUUACACCCCCUUGUAUAACUCUCAAGACGUUGAUUGUGUUCUAACAUCAGGUGAAAUUGUCCAAAUAAUGGAGCAGAAAAAUGUAUCUAUGAAAGAAGUGGCUGAAGUGGCUGUAGACAGUUUGUUUGGUGAAAUAAAGGAGGAGGAUGUAGUACGGCAUGAUGGGAGGAGAUCUGAUGGGUACCUGGAGCACAUCUUUAAACAUGCUGCCAAGGAGCUGUUUGAUAUGGAUGUCAAGGAAAUCACCUACAAAACACUAAAAAACAAGGACUUCCAGGAGGUCAGCUUGGAAAAGGAUGGUGAGACAGUGUUGCGCUUUGCAGCUGCAUAUGGCUUCAGGAACAUCCAGAACGUGGUCCUGAAGCUGAAAAAGGGAAAGUUCUUGUAUCAUUUUGUGGAGGUUCUUGCCUGCCCUGGAGGGUGUUUAAAUGGAAAAGGCCAAGCCCAGACUGAAGAUGGAAAACCUGACAAAGUAUUGCUCAGCCAGAUGGAGGAACUGUAUGCUGCAAUUCCUGUCCGGCUUCCAGAAACCAGCAUGCAUGUGCAAAAGCUGUACCAGGACUGGCUGGAAGGGAUGGACUCCAAGAAGGUCCAGGAAACUCUGCACACCGGAUACUGUGCAGUAAAUCAAACAGCAAGCAGCAUGGAUAUCAAGUGGUGACAAAUCAGGCUUACGAAAGAUGAAAAAACUUGCAUAGGUUAGUUAUGAACUCAGCACUGGAAACGUUCUAUGCAAUUGAGGGAUGCUAUGCACUAGCCAAGCGUACGACCAGUACACUUUCUAAAUUGUGGAAUAUUACUUACUUAAUACAAAGAACCAUUGCUCAUUUUUUUU
Molecule: messenger RNA, 1998 nt
Organism: Chelonoidis abingdonii (Abingdon island giant tortoise)
Lineage: Eukaryota; Metazoa; Chordata; Testudines; Testudinidae
Gene: NARF
Product: nuclear prelamin A recognition factor
Source: RefSeq, a predicted model, not a curated record